GGCGGGCCACAUAGAUCACUUAUUGGCUCCGUUCCAUGGUCGUGAGGGCGGUGUACGUGGUGCUUAGUGGGAGACAUACGGUGACGAUGGUGCGGCGGUCAUUUUCAUCGGCUGGCUAUGCUCUCUCCGAGACUUGAAGACUUGAGAGGAGACAUUGAAUUGGGUUAAGGCCCAAAUUGUGGUCUUUUCAUCGCAACAAAUUUUGGUCUCUCGUCUCCUUCCAGGCCAAACUGGCCCUUUAAGGCCCAUCUGAAGCUUAAAGGGCUGCCUUGACGUGCUCCGCGUCUCCCUCGACAAGAAGCCACGAAAGCAGGCGCCGCCAGGAGCACGAAGCCGGAUCGGUUCGACGGGAGUUAGCCGCCGCGCCGCCACACCCUCGGAAAGCAGGAUCAGAUCUCAACAGAGCAUAUGAAGAAGCGACGUGGAGGCGAUCACCAUUCUUGGCGAAUGGAGAGAUUGGGCCAGCUUGCCGUCGUUACCACUGGACGACAUCGCCGACCGGUUGCUCCGCUACGACGUGGCCGAGUACCUCCGCCUCCGCGCCGCCUGCAAGGACUGGAGAACCUGCACCGCUGACCCACGCGAGGGCGGUGACCUCGACAGCCGCUUCCGCCCUCGCCGCUGGAUCAUGCUCUCCAACAACGCCGACGGCGCCCGCCGCCGCUUCCUCAACCUCGUCACGGGCGCGCUCGCCCACGUCGACCUCCCAGAGCUCUCGAUCAGCCACCACAUGGAAACCACCACCGAGGGCCUCCUGCUCCUGCGCCACAGGGACAGCCAUGCCGUUGGUCCUCAACCCGCUCACCAAGACCCUGACUCAUCUCCCGCCGAUCACCGUGGAACUGGAGAGCGUGUACCCUUCCGCAUGUCCACAGCGCCUCGUCUACGCCGGCAUCUCCGACGAGACAUCACCGCCGACAAUUGUGCUUUUUGUGAGAGGCAAGGUGUGUGCCAUCCUUUAUGCCAAGCUCGGCGACCAGCGGUGGGCGGACAUGGAAGACGAUGCCGUCAGAUCCCUCCCCUUCUUUCGUUUCCCAUCCUAUGAGACGCUGCUCGAUUACAUAACUCACUUAUCGGUGUCGACGAUACUGGGGAGCAUCUAUUUGGCAUCGUUUGAGGGGAACAUAUUGAAGUUUGUUCUUCAUCCCAAGCCUAUGUUGGUUCCUGUGGCCAUUAGCCAGCCUUUCAACAAGUCGCCUUCUCGGUCGACCUUCUACCUUGUCCCGGUGUACGACCACACUGGCAUGAUCAUGGUGCGCUACUACCCAAACCUUGACCACCUUACGGUUCGCGAGAGGGCAUCCAUGAAGAGCAGAAAAAACAGAGAUGUCAUCAAGAUGGAUGGCCAUUUGAGGAAGUGUACCUGGCGGCCAAUCCAGGUGUUCAAGGUUGACCUGACUGGAAACAGGCUUGUCCAGGUUGAGGACAUCGGCCACCGCACGCUGUUCGUCGGUAGCCUGGCGUCCCUCUCCCUCUGCAGCAAGAGGUGUCCAUCCGUGCCUGGGAAUGCGGUCUACUUUGGGGUCAUCCGGACCAAAUUGUCUAACAUUGGUGUGCGCUAUCUGGGGGACAAGAGUAUUGAUCCACCGAUUGAAUUUGUCUUGGUGGAUGCAAAUCCAAAUUCAUGCUGCUUCAAGCAGCCAUUACCCCUUGCACGCCCCUGUACGCUCCAAGAGUACCUCGUCUGCUACACUGCAGCCUACUGUGGUCUCAAAGACUGAAUCUUCGGUUGCUGUUCAUGUACCCACGAAGACCUUGUCUGCUCUCCACCGCAUCAAAGCAUCAGUGGCUGUUCUGUGCCCUUUGGAUGGACUGUCCUAAACUUGUUACUUUUUCUUCCGUGCCAAUUUCAGUGAGUAGUUAAUCUAUCUUUGUUUUAUGUCUCGGAUUUGGUUUGUUCUUAGAAACCAUAUGUUGUCAAUCAAA
Brachypodium distachyon (stiff brome) is the source of this 1926-nucleotide messenger RNA. RefSeq lists its product as uncharacterized. The coding region runs from base 780 to 1721 and encodes 313 amino acids. Lineage: Eukaryota; Viridiplantae; Streptophyta; Magnoliopsida; Poales; Poaceae. The record is from RefSeq and is a predicted model, not a curated record. The transcript has 3 exons.